Messenger RNA from Pterocles gutturalis (yellow-throated sandgrouse), 873 nucleotides. It is a transcript of the gene SLC25A19, whose product is annotated as solute carrier family 25 (mitochondrial thiamine pyrophosphate carrier), member 19. The record is from RefSeq and is a predicted model, not a curated record. Gene Ontology annotation, biological process: thiamine pyrophosphate transmembrane transport. The annotation marks the transcript as partial. Gene Ontology annotation, cellular component: mitochondrial inner membrane. The transcript has 6 exons. NCBI's taxonomy places the organism in Eukaryota, Metazoa, Chordata, Aves, Pterocliformes, Pteroclidae. Gene Ontology annotation, molecular function: thiamine transmembrane transporter activity.
GUCAGCCCCUUGGAUGUCAUCAAGAUCCGCUUUCAGCUUCAGAUCGAGCAGCUCUCCUCCAGAAACCCAGGGGCUAAGUAUCACAGCAUCUUGCAAGCAGUACAGCGCAUCUUCCAGGAAGAAGGGUUGGUAGCCUUCUGGAAGGGCCAUGUUCCCGCGCAGUUCCUUUCAGUUGGCUAUGGAGCUGUUCAGUUCAUGGCGUUUGAAAGCUUGACAAAACUCGUGCACAACGUCACCUCAUACAAUGCCCGCGAUUCCUUUGUGCACUUCGUCUGCGGUGGACUGGCUGGCUGCACAAGCCCAGUUGUCGUUUCAGACACACUACGCACCCGCUUUGCUGCUCAGGGGGAGCCUAAGAUCUAUCGCAACCUUCGCCAUGCAGUGCUGACCAUGUACCAGACAGAAGGGCCUCGGACUUUCUAUAGAGGGUUGACCCCCACGAUCGUUGCUAUCUUUCCAUAUGCUGGUCUCCAGUUCUCCUUCUACAACAUCCUGCAACAGUUUUCUGAAUGGCUGAUUCCAGCUGAAGGAAAGAAAGGAGGCAAUGUUAAAAACCUCGUUUGUGGCAGCUGCGCCGGAAUCAUCAGCAAAACCCUCACAUACCCUUUUGACGUGUUCAAAAAACGACUGCAAGUGGGUGGCUUUGAGCGUGCCCGGGCAGCCUUUGGGCAGGUACGGGUGUAUAGGGGUCUCCUGGACUGCAUGAGGCAGAUCAUGCGAGAGGAGGGCCCGGGCGGAUUCUUUAAGGGCCUUUCGCCCAGCUUGCUGAAGGCUGCCGUCUCUACUGGCCUUGUCUUCUUUUGGUAUGAGCUGUUCUGCAGCCUCCUGUGUGCCCUGAAGAACACCGACAGUACCAGGAGGCAGGAAGGCUGA